AUGGCUCACAUGAUGGGUGAAAGAGGAGGCCGCUCCAGACCCAGGAGAGCUGCUUUCUCUCAGACGGCUGGUCAGGAGGUUUGGAGACCCGGUUCUGAUGGCCGUGAUCAGGAUCCGCUGCCAGACCCGACACAGAGCCAGGAUCUUCCUGGAUAUUUAACAUCUCUGUCUUCUGAGUUUUCUGUUUCUGUGUCCACAGGUCAGACUCACGGGACGAGGGCGAAGCAGAACCCAGAUGAUGGACGUCCGUCCACUUCAUCCAAACACUCUCGCAGAGGCGGCUCCAGAUCCUGGAGAACUGCUUCCACAGACUCUUCUCCGGGCUUCACGUCGUCCUCAGCUUUGUCCCUCUCUGAGGUCCGUGUGGAGAGGAGGUGUAGAGAGUCGUUGAGUCUGAGCAGCCGAGGCUCCUACAGCGUCGAGUGGAGAUGGAGUGGCGAUGGAUCGGAGAGCCCAAACCAACAGGGCUUGUCCAGGUCCGACAGCCUCGAAGCGUUUCUGUGUCCUCCGCUGCCGGGUCAAGUUCCUGUCGAGCCAGCAGAGACUUCCACUGGCCGAACUGCUCAGGGUGCCGUGGAGGCUUCUCCAGCGAACAAGAGCUCAACAGAGAAAGCUCCAGACCGCAGGAAGAGGAGAAGAGCUGCUGGUUCCAGGCUCUGGAAGGCUCUGAAGAGUGUUUUCUGCUGCUGUUCCUCCAGUGCUGUGAAUGUUGUGGAGCCUUUUGUUCCUCCAGCAGAUCCUGAUCCUGAACCAUCAUCACCUGCUCCAGAUCACUCCGGCGUCGAGCCAAAUAAUGAGUCCUUUGAGUCUCUCUAUAACGUGGAUAGGAUGAUUGGAUCCGGAGGAUUUGGCAGGGUGUUCCUGGGAACACGCAAAUUUGAUGGCAAAAAGGUUGCCAUCAAGCGGAUGUGCAAGAUUGACAACGAUCGUUAUCUUAAUAUUCCCGGGAAUCCCGAACCUCUCGUUACAGAAGUGGCGCUGCUGAUGAUGAUGAGGCGAGAACCCAUAAGCCCCUUCGUCAUACGACUAUACGAGUGGUUUGAACAUCCUAGAGAAUUCACUCUGGUUCUGGAGUAUCCUGAACCCUGCGAGAGCUUGCUGGACUUCAUCACUCGUAAUCAUCAAGUGUGUGAACCGACAGCACGGGUCAUCAUGAGACAGGCUGUGCUGGCAGUGCAACACUGCAUCCAUCGGGGUGUUUUCCACAAUGACAUUCAUGCGCAGAACUUCCUGUUGAAGAAAACCCCGGUACAGCUCAAGCUGAUAGACUUCGGCUGCGGUCAGCUGUUUAGUAGCGACGGCUACGAGAGCAAAAUAUACAUCGGAGUAGCGAAUUACCGCCCGCCUGAAGUCUUGACAGAACCUCGAUUCCACGCCGUCCCGGCAAAUGUCUGGGCUCUAGGAGUGUUGCUGUACCAGAUGGUGAACGCAUGUUCUCCUUUCCACAGUAGAAGAGAAAUCACACUCGCCAAAGUUACAUUUCAGAACUCCAGCUUAUCCAGAAGAAAUAACAUCCUUGCUGAGAGCUCUGACUCGAGACUCGACCCGAAGCCUGAAGUCCAACACCAACCUGACAGAAACUCAGAGCCGGUCCACGUCUGAGCGAGAACAUGAGAGACUGCAAGACCGGAAGAAGUCAUCAAGUCAUCACACACACAUUUGCUUCGUUUCAAAAGUCAAGACAAGUCAUCUUUAUUU
Rhinichthys klamathensis goyatoka is the source of this 1698-nucleotide messenger RNA. RefSeq names its product serine/threonine-protein kinase pim-2-like. Gene Ontology annotation, molecular function: protein serine/threonine kinase activity; ATP binding. The transcript is spliced from 9 exons. Gene Ontology annotation, cellular component: cytoplasm. Bases 1 to 1602 code for a protein of 533 amino acids. NCBI's taxonomy places the organism in Eukaryota, Metazoa, Chordata, Actinopteri, Cypriniformes, Leuciscidae. Gene Ontology annotation, biological process: protein autophosphorylation; regulation of mitotic cell cycle; negative regulation of apoptotic process. The record is from RefSeq and is a predicted model, not a curated record.